UUUCAGCUGAUGAUGGUAAGCGUGAUUACCACACAUGGUGAAGUAAAUUAUAAAUUCGAAAAUAAAAUGACCAAGCAGGAGGACAAAACUAGGUAGCGUUGUGACAUAACUGUUAAUCAUUCUAUAAGGCAGCAAACAAAUCAUAGUCUCGUAAGUUCCCUCUGAACCCUUUGUAUGAUCUUUUUUUUUCUUUCUUUCUUUCUUUAAGCAUAUCCAGAUUACACUACACUCGUCUUCCGACGUCAGAAAGAUAGACUUACCGUGUACAGGAGAAACUCACUGGACAAGGAGAUAGUUUUAAACGCAAGCAUUGAAACGCUGACUGUUCUGAACUGUGGCAUGGCCCAUCAACAUUGCUUUCGACUGUCCUGGGAGUUGCUACAGCUUUGAAAACGCGUCUGUGCCCAUGUCUCUCGAAAAAGGAUCCCCAAGAACCCUCUCGAUCUAUGGGAGGUUAAAACCAUCAGCAGACAACAAGAUUCUAAAACUAGAAGCCAGGGGAGAAAACGACGAAAGUGUCCCAUUUGAGCUGGAGGAGCAGAACUCUAAGUUGACUAGUGAUGACUGGUCCUUAUUGACUUUUACAGCUAAUGUGGUUCGCACGAAUACGUCUGAACCUUAUAAUCUGACAUUGACCGUAGACUCUGAUUGGAAGAUAAAUGGGUACAAGACACUUAAAUUACCAACCACAAAUCUGUAUCUAGACUUCAGCGGAACAGCCAACGUCAUGUGGGCAUUAACUUGCCAACCUGGCCGAGAGGCUUCAGUGCCCGAGAAUGAUUGUUCAGUGUAUCGACAAUUAUGUAUUGUACCCCUGUUCGCUCUCGCGAUUUUAGCCACCGCCCUGUUCGUGACGGCCUAUCUCCUUUAUAAGCAUUGGGAUCAUCGGGAAGCAGUGACGUCACCAUCGCCAGGUACUGCAGUUCCCGAGACCCACGAUUAUGAUUACGUUGACCUAACGGCGGUCAGCCAACUAGCUGAGGGAGGGCGAUUCCGGGCAAGAAAUGGCUUGGAGAGGCAACCUACUACCAGGUCUCCAGUGGCGACUAUCAACUCUAGUGCCUUUGAUCAUGAUGGAGCAGAGUUCCAAGUGAAAGCAGGAGAUGCGACCCGUCAAAAGCUCUUGACGAGUGAGGACAUCCGCCUUGUGGUAGAAACUGACAUUCUUUUAAUCACGCUCCUUUCGGCCGAGGGGCGUCGAAUUGCCAGGUGGUCCGUCGAGCACAUUCGUCGCUUCAGUUACAGCGACAAGGAAUUCAGAUUCGAGGCAGGAAGAAAGAGCGUCCAUGGCACGGGUCUUUUCAACUUCAUCACCACUCAAGGAGGACAAAUUCACAACCUCUUGCAAAAGCAUGUGCAACUGCUCUCGGACCGAGGGGCAACAACAGGGCGUGAAGCCCACUGUCACCCAACCUCUGGACAAACACCAGCUGACGACAACGAUGGCUAUGAAAUUCCGAUUCCGCCGACACUUGCUGGCAACAACGAUGGCUAUGAGAUUCCGCUGACAUUUUCUGGCAACGAUGAUGGCUAUGAAAUUCCAAUGACACCAGAGGAACACAUUUACGAAGUCAUUCCUGACAUCCCAUAACAACAGGGCGUGAAAAGGCGGUUAUAAUAUGAUUUCGACAACUGUGACUGCAGAGGAUGUUACCAUUCAAGAAACAAACGAAGCCCAAGAGAGAGGAUUCCACUGCUCCAAAAGUGACAACACGCAAACUGAAACCAGUUAUCACAGCAUUUUUGAAUCAUAACGUUUGGAAUGAGGAAAAGAUAACAUGAAUAAGAUGUCUUAACUGAUACGAAGCCCCCAUGAACCCUUAUUUUUCAGUGGCUUACAAAGCAUGGAAACUAACAACAACAAUAACAGGGAAUGGGAGAGAUCGUCAACAGUGUCAAUGAAAAUUAGAAUGAAUUUCUCUCUGCAAUAUACAAGGUCAUGGAAAAUAUUGAGUGACCUUUGGUCUUCUACGUGGAGAAUUUGGCCAUUUUCUGGUCUGCAGGACUGAGUAGCAAAAUGGAAAAGUCUGUGAAUUGAGCUAAAUGGAAUUUAAGGCCGAAUUUGAAAUUCAAUCAUUUUCCAAUGUCAUAUUUAGUCAAAAAGGAACGUAUUGAUUGGAUUACAGUAGGAUUUAAAAUGAAAGGAAAAACGUCAAUGAUUGCUUAGUCUCAGAUUUUAAGUUAAAAAAAAUAACUGAUUGUCAUUAGCAUAGUCAAAACUAAAUGCUGCAGAUAUAAGCAAUGAUUGAUGAUAAAACAAAUUAACAGCAACAUUUCAUUAGUAGUAUGAGCAACGUUAUACAAUCAGUAGGGUCUAAAUGACAAAUAUAAUGUUUAGUGUUAAAGGCUUGAAUGACAAUGUCAGUCAUUUUCAACCAUAGUAUUGAAGGGCUAUAGGAAACGACAAUCAUUUUAUAUCUGUAGGAAGGUCAAAAUGAAAUGUCAUCGUGUCACACAAAUAUUAAUGUGAAAAUAAUCAAGUAAUUAGAUCCAAAUAAAUCUUGGGGUUAAAAUGACCUCAUACUGAUAGUAUUGAAAGUCCAAUUUAAAGGUCCUAAUGAAUUACUGGUAUUUUUAAGGUCUAUGUGAAAAUGUUAAGUGAUUUCAUACCAAUAUUCAAGAAUACAGUGAAAAUAUCAUGCGAUUACAUACCACUGAUGUUUGAAGUCAGAGUAAACUUGACAAAUGAUUCCAUACCAGUAGUAUUUGAAGUCAAAGUAAAAGUUAAGCGAUUUUAUAACGGUGGUAUUUAAGGUCAAAGGACAACAUUAAGUGAUUUCAUACCAGUAUUAUUUAAGGUCAAAAGAAAAAAAAGUCAUGUGAUCUCAUGCCAGUAGUAUUUAAGGUUUAAGUAAAAAUGUCGAAUGCUUUCAUACCAGUAUUACUUAAGGUAAAAGGAAAAUGUCAUGUGAUAUCAUGCCACUAGUAUUUAAGGUCAAAAGAAAAAGUUAUUUCAUACCAGUAGUAUUUAAGGUGAAAGUCUUAGUGAUUUUAUACCGGUGGUAUUUAAGGUCUAAGAGUGUAUGAAAAGUGAUUUCAUACCAGUAUUAUUUAAGCUCAAAGGCAAAAGAUUCAAGUGAAGUCAUUUGGUAUUUAAGGUCAAAGCGCAAAUGAAAUAAUUUCAUGUCAGGAAUAGUUAAUUUAAGAAAGAAUGUUAACUGAUUUCAAACCAGUAGUAUAUAAAGUCAAAAUAAAUCAAGUGAUUCCACAACAGUGCUAUUGAAGGACAAAGUGUUAAUGAAAAGGGAUUUCACAUCAGUAGUAUAUAAGGUCACACUAAGGAUGUCAAUUGAUUUUAUACCAAUAUAUUGAAGGUCAAAAAGCAAAUAUCAAGUAAUUUUAUACCAUUAGUAUUUAGGGUAAAUGUGAAAAUGUAGUGAAUUCACACCACUAGGAUUUAGCUAAGGUCCAAGUGAAAAUGCAAUAUUUGAAGGUUUUUUUAUGAAAAAUACAAUAAAAAUGCAGUUUACACUGUUUUCAAUACACCUUAAGCAUUAAAAGUUGGGUUUUCUUAGGAUUUUCGACGAUGUUCCGGUUUACGACGCGUCUCAAGAA
This is a messenger RNA of Macrobrachium nipponense, 3555 nucleotides long. RefSeq lists its product as uncharacterized. The record is from RefSeq and is a predicted model, not a curated record. Gene Ontology annotation, cellular component: cytoplasm. Bases 407 to 1591 code for a protein of 394 amino acids. Gene Ontology annotation, biological process: cell surface receptor protein tyrosine kinase signaling pathway. The transcript is spliced from 7 exons. NCBI's taxonomy places the organism in Eukaryota, Metazoa, Arthropoda, Malacostraca, Decapoda, Palaemonidae.